CGGUGUCUGUAUCUGUACAUGUCUGUAUAUAUCUCUCUGAUUUCUAUGUUCAUGCAACUUCUCUACUAUUUUGGCCUUCUGGGAAUGGGAUCUGGUUGGUGUCCACAAACUUUCUGAUCAGUAGGUUUCGUUGAUGAUCAGCCCCAUUUAGUGGUGGGGUAGAGUUGAUUUUGUAUUUUUUUUUUCUUUUAAAAAAUUCAUCUUUCUUCCGUUGGAUGAGGUUUUAGUUGGGUAGAGUGUUCAUUACAUGACUUUGACUGAUCGGAUGUGUUACAGGACAGAGUGAUACUUACCGAAGAUAAAAUAUUGAAGCUUUAGAGUUUUCUGAUACAGGGCGCAUGCCAGUUUCUGAGAAGGAAGAGCUCGCAAUACAAUCUAGUAGCUCAUUGACAAGUAUCCCUAUAAAGAAGAGAAGGUUCUCGUUUGUUUUCCCUUCAUCUCCUCCACCUGAGGAGCCAAUUUCUUUUCAUGAUGAAAGCAAUUUAAAGAAUGGAAAAUCUGGUUCUACCCAGAGAUCAUCUUUCAACCCUAUUGAUACUGCUGGGUGUACCAGUAAAUCUGAUGCUAGCAAGAAUCCUGUUUUGGAGGUGAAACAAGAAAGGGCCGGUGGUGCAAAUGUUAGCUUUGGUCAACCGGUCAUGGAUUCGUCUGGAUCCAAACUAGCUGAAGCAGAUAAGACCUCUGUUCAAUUCACUGAGGAGCCUCCUGGAUCCAAACCUGCUGAAGCUGAUAAUACCUCUAUUCAAUUUACUAAGGAACCUUUUGGAUCCAAAGUUACUAAAGUUGAUGUCUCUGCCCAAUCUCCUGAGGGACCCUCUGGAUCCAAGGCUACUAAAACAAAUGCUUCAUCCCUUCAUUAUAUGGAGGGACCUUCUAGAUCCAAACCUACUGAAAUGGAUGUUACGGUUGCCCAACCUAAUGUGGAACCUUCUGGAUGCAAACCUGCUGAUACAAAUGUUUCGUCUGUCAAUAAUAGGGAGGAACCUUCUGGAUCCAAGCCUGCUGAAAAGAAUGUUUCAUUUGUCCAAUCUACUAAGGAUCCUUUUAGAUCCAAGUUUGAAGAAACAAAUGUUGCGUCUAGCCAACCUAGUAAGGAACCUUGUGGGAUGCAACUGUCUGAGGCAAACAUUAAUUCUGCCCAACCUUUGGAAUCCAAAGUUCAAGUCACUAGCACGAAGAUUUGCUCAGGUUCUACCAAUAGUGUUGAUAAUUGUGUUAAGGGAGAGUUGACUGAAAGUAGCCUUCAAGUUGUUGAAACCAUUUCAGUUAAUGUCAAGAUGGAAAACAUUGGCAAACAAGCAGAAUGCAGCAUUAAAUUUCAAUCUUCUACACAUUCAGGAAACACUGAAUUAUCUUUAGGAUCACAAAGACAAAACCUUCCUUUGGGAGUGCAAAACAGAGGAGGUUCUGAGAUGCCUAAUAAUUUGGAUCCAUCAUUUUUAUCUUUUUCUUUAAACAAAGAAAAAGCCAUCGAUUCUCAAAUUGGAAGAUCAAACAGUAGGUCCAAUGAUGAUAGUCCUGAUACCGAUACUAACAGAUCAAACUGGGAUUUGAAUACUACUAUGGAUGCAUGGGAGGGUUAUGAUAAUGGCUUUCAAGAUACAGAUAAUGUUGAUGCUCUAAGCAAAAUCAGUACUAGACAUGACCUAAAACCUAGUUUAAGCUCCUUUAGUAUGCUUGGUGCUUGCAAUGAUAAAGGGAAGUAAAUUUUUGGAGUUUCUGAGCAGAUAUCUAGUAUACAAUCUAGCCAGCCUGAUGAUUCGCUUUGCCUUAGUCUUGGUAGCACUUUCUGUGGUUUGGACUUCAGUAAGAGGCAUUUGGUUCAAUGACCAAGGCAGACUCAAUUCCACGUACUAGUGUUCUAAGAACCAUUACAAACAUGGAUUCUAUUGGAUGUUGAACUGUAAAGGUAGAACUUAUUGAUGAAAGUUGAAAACAGGAUUAUGCUGGAUCUAGCAAUAAUGCUACCAAAGCACUAGAUGGUAAUUCUUUGAAAAUAGAGCAUAUUAAGAGGGGAAACAUGGAACUUAUUGAAUUCCCAAUCAAGUGUGCAGAAAAGAUAAUUGAGAAAAAAUCUAUAAAAUCUGAACCCUUACAGGAAACUAAACAAGAAAGUUGCAGGUUGUCCAGCAUGACAUUGCACCAAUCUGUUAGAAAUGUUUUACCAUCAAAAGAGAGUUUUUCUACUUUGCUAGUGCCAUUGACCCCUGAAAAGCUGUUGAGUACAAGAGUGGCUACCUUUUCAGAGUUGUCUGUCAGCGGGGAGUUAUCAAAUCAAUCUGAACAUUCUGUUCAUACUAUAUAAGUAUAUGCUCGUAACAAUGCAUUAGAUUAGAUGAAUGCAGAUAUAGCUAUUCAAAAUGAAAAUUUUGCUCUAAAAGGUUUGAAUGCAUCUUGUUCUAAGGUAGAUGCUUGUGAGCCAGAGGGUGUGAAAAUUGACAGUUUGGAAAUGUCACAGUUGAAGCAAGUUAAUGAACACCAUCAGGCUUUGGUUGCAUGUUGUGAGGGAUCUGUGAGUGAUGAGCCAGAUAUGAAUAUAUCAGUUGAUAUGGAAAAAGAACAACCGUAUGGUUUUGAUUAUGAAUCAGAUGGCAAUCAUGCUUGUACUAUACAUACUGAUGUGGAAGGUAGGCCCUGUAGCACGGAAGAUGGUGAUUAUGAAGAUGGUGAGGUGCGGGAGCCAAUAUUGCAGUCAACAAAAGAAAAUACAAUUGCUUUGGGAACUGAUUCAAAACAAAUUAUUGAUUCUGACAUUCAUGCUAUGGAUGCUUCAACCGAUGAUAAUAAUGUCCAAUCUGGUUGUGAUGAAAAAGAUGAAACUACCAUGAUUUAUCAUGAUGUAAUUAAUGAUUCUUCAAAAGAGUGUGGCUGCGGCACAAUUUGUGAUAAGAUAGUUGAUCAAGUUUUGGGAAAAGAUGGUUCUUUGUCGACCUCAAUAUCAGAAAAUGUGCCAGCAACAUGCUCUUAUGACUCUAUGCCUGUAAAUGAUACUGAACAGAUACAUUUUGAUCAAGCAGGAGCAAUAGAUAAGCAAGAGGAAAAUAUAGAGGGUGUUUUAUGUGAUGGAUCAUUAGUUGCAAGCAAUGAUAUGAGAGUAAUUGUUACCAAGAGAGGAUGCCAAUGGAACUAACGAAGCAGAAAAGUUAAACUCCAGUUUGGCCAAUGCUGAAACACCUCUAAAUGGUAAUAGUGCUAAAGAUUCUAGUGCAAUUAAGAGCCGGAUUAUCAAUUUGCCUCGGACUUCUAAUUCCACUUUCCCUAGUAA
This is a messenger RNA of Ipomoea nil (Japanese morning glory), 3265 nucleotides long. RefSeq lists its product as uncharacterized. Bases 339 to 1706 code for a protein of 455 amino acids. Lineage: Eukaryota; Viridiplantae; Streptophyta; Magnoliopsida; Solanales; Convolvulaceae. The record is from RefSeq and is a predicted model, not a curated record. The transcript is spliced from 5 exons.